AUGCCGACCAUUCACCGUGUCCAGUUACGUCUGUGCUGUGCCUCUUUCGUUCUUUGGCUUCUUGCACAAGGCAGUAAAGGUACAUACACAUGAAAUUUUUCAUCAAUUUUCUUACUCAUUAUAAUUGCUGUUUCUUAAUUUCUAAACGUGAUUUCUUAGCAUUUCACAAUAGCAAGAGAAGGGAGAGUUUUAGGGCGUGACACGUUCGCAACGAAGAACAUUUAGAUAAUUAUAAAUAACUAGUUAAAAAAAAUCGUAUUCCUUUUUGUUCUUGACAUUGCAAAUAUUUUAGUUUUUAUUUCUUUUAAAUGGCAGGCAGCUUUAAAGCUGGUAAAGCCAACGUGGCUACAGUUUCUCCUGGGCUAUUCGCUUGCCAACAGGUCUCGUUUGCGACACCUUUCCACGGCGGACAAGAAGUUACCGUUCUUGCUUCACUGGGUCGUUCUAUCAAAAGCCCAACUCGUGGUAACGGGGGGGCCAUCUGGGUGGAGUCAGUAGAUCAAAGUGGUUUCAAGACUUGUAUUCUAGAAUACAGUGAUGGGUCCAAUAACACAGCAGAGGUAAACUGGAUAGCAACACAAUCUGCUCCAUCUGGAGGUAAAAGGGGAUCUAUAUCUUUUGGCGAUUGGGCAACAGGAACACAGUGCAAAAUAAUUAAUUUUCAGCAGGUAAGUGUUUUAAUUUGUAUUUUUUCUAGUUAAAGGUAUAUUAACAGUGAUCUCAACUAAUCAAGAAUGCAAUAUUUCCAUUUUAUAAGGGGACGUGGCAUUAAUGUAUCAACGGUAUAGAUACCUUAAGACGGUUGUAAACAUUUUAUUGAUUCAUUGGUUCAUUCUAAAUUUUUCUUUCUUUUAAUUUUUUUUUCAUCAUAUGAGUUUCUGCUUUCAUGGCAAGCCUUACUUUUCUCUUGAGAUGAAAGAAGAAGUACAAAUUGACAAUAACUUAUUAAAUAUGUAAUCUAAAACCUUAAAAGUUUUAUGAAAUGUAUGUCGUUCACUUUUGGGUUGUUUUCAGCCUUUCCAGUCACCCCCAGUCAUACUUGUAACCCCUAGUCACCAGACUCCAGAGAGACCUCAGGAUGCAAUGGCUGUGUGGAUUGAGGACUCGCGCAAGGACAGUUUCAAGAUUUGUCUCAAGGAAUCUAAAAUUUUCGAUGUAGUUCACAAAGAUAUUGAAGUUGUAAGUAAAGUAGUAGUUACAAGUCUCAAAUUAAAAGGGUUAAAAUAAUGCAUCCCUCCUGAAAAUGAUAAUUUUAAUAUAUUUAUUUCUAUAUACGCUUAACUGCAAUUAACCUUGUCAUACAAAAAGAAAAGACAGAAAGCAGGAAUAAAGCCAAGAAGGAAUUAUUUAGCCAUCUCUAUGCAAAUUAAGAUUUGAUAUUUUGGUAAGAUAAUGAACUAAACACUUUUGCAGUACAAUAUAAUUAUAUUUCAACUUGACAUCAAUUUUAAGGUCAAGUUGGCCACACUGAAGACAUUUUAAGUUUUAUCCUCUCGCCAGUCCAGAUCUUUCAAAAUUAAUUAAUAUUUUAUUUCUCAGCACUAUCAACCCACUUAUUUCUGGAAAGAGGUUGAGACGGAGGGGAUAACGGACAUUUAUAUUCCACUUUAUUGUUUGCCAGGUCCCCUGAAAGGCACUACUCCUGAUGCUUGUAUUGUUGGCGCGUUGCAAAUUCAUUUUCUUAUCAGCUACCAAUUCAGCUCACUAUCCCCCAAAACAGCAGGGUAUUUUGACGUUGCGUAUCUUAUAAGCUCUCAGCGCCACCAUAGACUUUAAAAUACGUUUUCUGAUAACGAUAGGAAGGAUAUAUUGGACAAGAGUACGAUUUUCCAUAUAAGGGUAUAAGACUUGUCUAAAGAGAAAUGCUCUAUAUUGGCUUCAUAUGACCUUACUCUGUCAGCAAAAUGGACUCAAAUGGAAUAUUAUCUUCCCACUGCAAGUUAUAAUGAGAAGUAAAGAUUUUAUAGUUUGCGUUACCAUGAGACCUACAAACCAGAUAGAUGACCUUUGAAAGUCAAUUAAUUCCAUAAAAGACAUAUUUCCUGUCUCAUGUCUUCACCUACAUACCCUUUGGUGUUUCUUAGACGAUGCAAAAAAAAAAAAAAAAAUUAUAUAUUAAAUUGUUAUUUUCCUAGACUUUCACUCAGCUAAACAGGGACUACUAUAGGUGGAUUCUUGGUUGCGUUGCUUGGCUAAAUUCAAAUGUGAAACCAAGUUGUUUUCCCAAUUCAGAUCACGUACGUGAUGUUCUCAAGGGAACUUCCCUUUUGUCUAUUCAUAAAUUUGCAUACACAUGUACGUCAUCAAAUCAUGAUGGAAAGUGGUGUGAGACACAGCAGAAGGUGGAAAAAACACUGCGAGUUUUUUACUUUAAAGAGCCUGUUUAGAUGGAGGUAGGGCAACCUCUUCCCCAGGGCUUUUCCCUCAAAUUUUUGAGGGAAAAGCCCUGGGGACGAGGUUGGAGGUAGGGGGCCCCAGGUAGGUGCGGUAACCCGCUCAAUGAAUGAUUUUCCAGCAAUCGGAGACCAAUGUUUUGCGCACAGGAUUCUGGGAUCGCCAGGGGGCAAACAUUGCGAGUUGCUACAAAGAAAUGUAUGGCGUUUCUCCGUUAAAAGCGGUGUCUUUGGACAGAGAAUGCCGCAUUUUGCCGUGAUGUUAUGAGAAACGGAGGUGACUAAUGUUGGGGCGUUGAAAUUUCAAGUUUCUGUGUGAUUAAUGCGAUAAAUUCUAUCGAUAAACACUCCUUGCUGCAUGAGGUUGAGGGUGAAAUUUAUGUUUACAGAAUUUACACAGUGAUCUACAUGAAGAAAAGGUCUCGAAAUAUAUAGUACAAAUUUAGGUAUACAUGUAGGGGGAUUGGCUCAUUUAAGCGUUUACGUUAUAAUUACGUGUGGGUAUAUGUACGACGAGUGUAACUACGCUCGGCCGCGAUGAGCGCUGUGCGGCGCUGUGCAGGUUAUGACAAGACAACAAUCAUAGGUAUGUACGUGGCCAUAAAAAUAAAAAAUCCUCCUUUACUUUGGUAUAAACAAAUUGACAUUUACGAAAUAUUCAUGGAAAGUACAUAGUAUUUAACCAUUAGUAGAUGAGGCAGAAAUCAUACGAACUAGUAAGAUUUCCGAUACAAAAGCAGUCAGAGUGUGUAAAUAUAAAAUACGAAGUUAAUGUGCGAAAUUGAGAGAUCCUAUAUCUUCCCUAAAAAUGUUUGGAAAAGGCAUUCAGUUAGAAGUCAUUGGUGCUCUGGAUCAUGACAAAAAACAUUUUGCUUGUGUUUUUUUUUGCCGAGAAGAAAUCAAUCUACUAAUGUGGGGAAAUUGUUUUUGUUUUUUAAAGUUAAUACAUAUCAAAUUCGACAAUACAUAAGCUUACCUUCCAUCGUUGUCACGAACCGGCACUGCAUUGUGAUCGCCGCCGAGCGGAGCGUAAUUACACUCGUUGUUGAUAUGAGCACAUGUAAGUACAACUGGAAUGGCUUAAAUGAGUCCGCAUUCCCCGCUCAUUUACACCUAAGUAUAUAUAUAUUUCGAGACCAUUCAGUAAAUUUCACAGUCGACCUUACGCAAGGAGUGUUUAUCGAUAGAUUUCAUAGCAUUGAUCCCACUAAAACUGACAAUUUCAAAGCACCAACAUUAGCCACCUCCGCUUCUCAUAAAAUCACUGCAAAAUGCGGCAUUCUCUGUCCAAAGACUCUGCUUUUAACAGAGAAACAGCUCCAAGCCAUACAUUUCUUUGUAGCGACUUGCAAUGUUUGCCCCCUGGCGAUCCCAUAAUUCUGUGCGCAUAACUAAGUCUCACAUUACCGGAAAAUCAUUCAUUGGAUAAAAAAAUUAUACGCGUUUACAUGCAAUCUUGCAACCUUAUCAUCCCGGGGUACACAUUCUCAAGAUUAUUUAAUGGUCGCUAAGAAAGUAGAUCAAAUUACAAUAAAGUUGUCAUACAAAAAUGAAAACAGGACAAUUGAACAAAGCUAAAUAGGAAUAAAUUUAGCACGCUCAUAACUCACUACUAUCAGGGAUCUAUUCUCAUUGCAUAAUAAAUUAGCUCGAAACGAAAUUUGGUGUAAUCCGUUCGUAUUCUCCCGCGUUGGUACACGCAUGUAGUGACCGUGAUGCUUUCCGCUCCGCUGGAAUAAAUUCGGCGGUUUCAUUCACAUCGUGGCCAUUUUAAGGGUCAGUUCUCCGGGAACUCUUUCGCCUUUCGAGACGCUCGUUAUUCAACCGCCACCAGCUUUCCAUGGCUGACCGAGUUAUUCCUCCCCCGGCCGCUCUCGCGUCAGUUCCAGCUGCUUUACCACCAGCCCCUGAAAACGCAGUAUCCCGCCUACUCCACCAGAAGCGAAUGUGGAACCAGAGCAAGUUCCGCCUCCUGACGCUCUAGGAAAGGUAAUUCUAUAAUUGUCUUCCCUUUUCCGGUUUUCAAUAUGGCGCUUUCUAUGUUCCGUAAGGUUCUCUAGACCUGUGUUUCGGUUUUGCGUUGUUUCUUUUGUUUUAAGGUUAGCUUAUUUUCAAUUCUCUGCAUUUUUUUUUCGUUUCGUUUCUAUAAUUUGUAGUAGUGUCGUUGGCAUACUCACACCUCUUCGCUUUGCAUUUUUUCACGGUGCUUAGUUUCUUUUACUUCUAGGCUUAUCGCUUUUUCAGGCUUUUUUGCCCAUUGUUUUUUUACGCUUGCUUUUUGUUUGCCGCCCAUUAUGCUUUUAUUAUCGUACUUUUCUAUCACGUAACUGUUAGGGCCCGUUUACAUGGAGGUGGGGGACCCCAGGUAAGUGAGGCAACAUGUGGCCGGUUACCCCACCUAUCAUGUAAACAUGAUCAAAUUAAAAUGAGAGAUUAUAUGGACAGGCGGGUUACCACACCUAAGCGGGUUACCUCACCUACCCGGGGUCCCCCACCUCCAUGUAAACAGGCCCUAAGUUCUGUGGUGGGCUGUUUAGGCAGAGUUUCUUGUUUAUUGAGGCGGCGCCUUUUUUUGUUCUUUGGGCUCUUUAGUUUAGUGUUUUCUUUAAGCGUUUAUUUUUACCUUUGUCUAUUAUCAGUGAAGGCGAUUUAUUGUUGCGUGGAAUAAGUUUAGGGUGCCACCGGUGAAAGAGUUUUAUUCAGUAAAGCGGGUCGGGUCCAGAUUGGUUUUCCACAUUUUCAGUGUGUAUUUGGUAACGACUUUUGUUGCCGGUUACGAUUGUAAAAUAUGCUAAAGAAUUGCGACAAAUUACGUUCAUUUGUUUGUGUGAAUCCGCCUUUAUUCUCGGAAAUACGGACUCAUUUUGAGUGAACCGCUGAUGAGGGUAGUUUGUUUCUGCGUAUAGCAGUUCUUGGAUACCACCAGUGAGGAAAAUGAAGUAGUUUGCGUUUUUUCCCUGUUUGCGUAACUAGCCACCUUUUCUACAACGGCGAAUAUUUCCAAUCUUAUGUCGUAGUUGAAUGUUUUUCUCCGCUGGUGAAGGCAACUUACUGUUUCGUAGAACGAUUAUGGCAUGCCACCAGCGUCUGUAGUUUGAUAUUGAAAGGAGAGGAUCUGUUCCGAGUAGUGUUUUUGUUUAAUUGUUAGUUGCCGCGCCACUUGUCAAUACCACUUGCUGCUGCUUGUGAUAAUUGUGCAAUCUCUCUAAAGGAGUGAUAUAAUAAAACAUAUCUUUUAUUUUCUUUCGCGUAGCUCAGGGAUUGAUUUCGUCGCGCGAGGUGGAUCCGUCUCGUGUUUUUUGUUUUUGUUUUUUUAUUUUUAGUCAGUACCGCUGGUGAAGGCAACUUGCCAUUGCGGAAAUUAUUGCAGAUACUGUCAGUGGAUCGGAUAUAAUUCAUGGAACAUGCUUUUUCAUCGUUCGCGUGGUCCGGAGUUAAAUUUCCCUUUUGAAACGUUUGCGAGCAUAGUUUUGUCCCUUUGUUUACCUAACUCGGGCGAUCCGGUUUCAGGUUUUCAGUUAGCGUCCUAAGUAAUACAUAACUGCUGCGUGGGAUAUAUUUUACACCCCCCGGUCACUGGGGUGCAUGGUUUACAGGGUGUUACACAGGUUUACUCGUGUAUUCGCAAAGAGCUUGGGAUGUACCUUUUAUGUGUAUUCUCAGUUUAUGUUGUCAUGCCGUGUUAUUUGGGACUGGAGAGAUUUAAAUCAUCAGAAUGCUUGGAGUCAGCCCUUGCAGCUUUAUGUAGGCAGAUAAGUCGCCCGGCAGCAAUGUUUGAUAAGUUUGAGGUUAUCGACCUGUUAAACUCCCUCGCGCGGCCUGCUAGAAGUGAAAGGCACCAAAAAGUUGAAGAGUAAGCGGCUGGGCAAGACGAGAUUAAAGCAAGAAUGGAUUCUCUGGAUGCCCCACAGCUACAGCGCCUUCUUCUCGGGUUGUUAGGCGAUAGUUUUUGCGCUAAGAUCGCCAAGGAGACUGCCACCGUUUUGGAGGGCGUAACUGAAGAUUCUUCUCCGCCCCCCUGGCUAUGGUCGUGCUGAGCGCGGAUAGGCUCCUUACUCCGGCCGUCGUAGGGGGCCGUAGUGCUUCAAAUGUUAUGAAUGGGGUCAUAGAGCCCGUAUUUGCCGCUGCCCUCCAGUCAGCUGUCAGUUUGGUCGGGGUCGUGCCAGAAAUUCUUAGCUGCCGAUCUUUUCUUUAGGCACUUUGUUUUUCUUGUCGGUUCGUAUAAUAAACCGUUAUUGUCACAUUUUGUAGUUUUUUUUUCUUUUGUAGUUUUUGUAGUUCCUCUUAACUACUUCCUCCUUUUCGUUGAUAUUGUGGGGGAUCCCAGUUCGUUUUUCUCCGGGGUUGUUAACGUGGCUUUGCCCUCAUUUUUCAUAUAUGUUCCUUUUUGUGAUAUGAACCAGGGAACCUGCCCCUUUGUUGGCCCCCACCCUUUUCCUGGUAUGGUUGUUCCUAGCAGAUUGCUGGCUGAAGCGGCUUCGUAUAUCAUGUGCUACCUACUCAUAGAGGCCAGUUAUUUUAUUGGCAUCGGGAAAUCGCAGGUUUGAUGUUCGGAUGUCAUCGGUUUGAUGUUCCUAACUGACAAUCAGGUCCUUAAGUCUACGUUAGACGACGACGGUUGUAAAAACUAGGCAAUCAAUGACGUCAUUAAAGAGAUUUUGUGCCACAGUUGUGACUGCGACUUCAGCAUCCAUACCAUCUAUCUGCCGUCUGAACGAAACCUUGCUGACGAACCUCCACGGGUGUUAUCCGUGGCGGAUAACACCCUCCGAGAUCUCCAUAAUUCUUCAUAUGAUACGAAAGCCGAAUUCAAUAAUUGUUUUAUUAUUAGUUCACAAUAAUUCCUAGUUUAAAAACGUGGUUAAAACAUGCUUACCUCCAUCGAUCCAUCGAUGUUAAGUUCAUCUCGAUAGUGCGAUAGCGCACGUUUAGGGUUCUUCAACUCCGCAAAUAUUCUCCAAAUAGCAGAUGUCGCCCUUCGAGUUGUCUUCUUGCUGUUCUUUCCGUGUUUUUAGCCAAUUUUUCGCCUAAUUCUUACUCUUGAAACUAGUGAAAUGUCCGCCAUUUUUCAAGUUCACAACCAAAACAACUCAACCUCGUCCCCAGGUCAUCUCUGUAACGGUACAUUAACCUGCAGGAACGCUGCAUUUUUGACGUCAUUUCCUUGCUAAACACCAAAUUCUUCCAAAUUUGGUCAUCAGUAACUGGUUAUGGUGAAUUAAACGUGUGCUUUUAGCCAAUCAAAAUCGGGGAAAUACUAGUUAUCUUUAGUUACCUAGCUGGGAAACCCACCUCAAUAUAAUCAGGCCAUUAGUGCGAAUUUGCGCGAGAGAAACAGUCUGUGACACUAUUAAGUGUAUAAUAGCCGAGUCCCACACGUACGUCAGUAAAAACCCGAUAAAUUUCGGUAGUCACGUCACCGCACGACCGCCCGCCCGUUCGUCCUCACCAAAGGGAAACCAACGUGAAAUGUCACAUUUUCUAGCUAGUGUGGGAGCAUGCAACUUGAUAUUGCACAUCCAUGUUGUGGUCAACUGACAGCUGUCAAAACAGGGUAUCUGCUGACAAGUACAGUAUGACCUUAUCGCAGGUUCACUUUACGUGCUUUUUUUAAGUUUCCCUCUGACUCGUUACCGGUUUUCAAGUAAUCACAGUCUCAACUCCAAGUGCACCUCUUUACAAUGGUUACAAGUUGAUUGUUUGAAGUAAAUUACAAGCUUGUUUACGGGAACUUCGUCUUUGUUUUUGGCUAAACCUAUAUGUAAUUGAACAUCUGUUUGUAAUUGUACUAAUUUGCUUAGUAUACGUCUCAGACUGAACUAAGUACUUAGGGUGAGUAUUUUCCUGUUCUUGCAGAACUGGAUGGCUUACACCGAGGCGAAUUUUGACAACUUCACUUUGACAGAGAGCCUUGUAUUUACAAACAACACUCAACAAGACAAUUAUGCUUUUUGUCAGGUAAGCGGAUUUUUAGCCACACAAAAAUUCAUACCCAAGAAAAAUCAGUAAAAAAAAAUAGGAGUCUCUAAGUUCAGGUUCACACCAAACCAGUUUUUAAAAUUUUUAUCGACGAAAUUGAGGCCGUCAAAGUGAGGUAAGUAUACCUCUAGUACUCGGUUGGCGAUAUACGCAGCUAUAGACCUGGUAAGAUGAAACGAUAAGGCAAAAAAGAACAAAGUUUAAUUUUUUUAGUUGAGUUUUUUGGAAAGCCAAAAUUACGCAUUUGCAUUAUUCCCCUAUAUCCUCUUUAGUAUGGGAUGAUUAUGGAGACGGUCUUAAACAAUGAUUUAAACAGUUCAUCCAUAAAAAAGUGACUCUUACAGACCAUGUCUUUCUUAUUUCAGAAAGUAAACUUCACAAGUCCAUUCUUUGCUCCUCCAGUGGUGGUUUUGACACCAAAACGCAUUUACAGAAAUGUUACCUCACCGGGAUCUGAAUGUGAUGCAAUGACAGCCUGGGUCGAGGUAAACAUUACUUUGUUUUUAUUCUUUUAA
Molecule: messenger RNA, 8887 nt
Organism: Porites evermanni
Lineage: Eukaryota; Metazoa; Cnidaria; Anthozoa; Scleractinia; Poritidae
Source: the annotation of a GenBank genome assembly